Messenger RNA from Canariomyces notabilis, 816 nucleotides. RefSeq lists its product as uncharacterized. NCBI's taxonomy places the organism in Eukaryota, Fungi, Ascomycota, Sordariomycetes, Sordariales, Chaetomiaceae. Gene Ontology annotation, biological process: 7-methylguanosine cap hypermethylation; 7-methylguanosine RNA capping. The coding region runs from base 1 to 816 and encodes 271 amino acids. The record is from RefSeq and is a predicted model, not a curated record. Gene Ontology annotation, cellular component: nucleus. Gene Ontology annotation, molecular function: RNA cap trimethylguanosine synthase activity. The transcript is spliced from 3 exons.
AUGAAACUCGAGCCUGUCCAAGAUCAACUGCCUCUCACUGAUGAGUGUCACCAUUACGAUGACAUUAACGAUGUUCCAAAGGAUCUUCAGAAGUACUGGCACCAGCGCUACUCCAUCUUCGAAUUCUAUGACUACGGCAUCCAUCUCACAGACGAUGCCUGGUUCGGCGUGACCCCGGAGCCCGUGGCCAACAAGAUAGCCAAGGACAUCCGCUGGCACCGCCUAUCCACCCCACCAAAGGAUACCAUCAUCGACCUGUUCGCGGGCGCCGGCGGCAACACCAUCGCCUUUGCCCUUUCAGAGAAGUGGUCGCGCGUCAUCGCCAUUGAGAAGGACGCCGCGACGCUCGCCUGCGCACAGCACAACGCGGCCGUGUACGGCGUCGCCGAGGCUAUCACCUGGGUUCACGGCGACAGCCUCGAGUAUCUAGCGCGACUCAAGGACUCAAAGUCACAGACGACGACGAAGAAAAAGAAGAAGGACCAAGACUUAGACCCCGCUCUGCAGGUGGACAUGGAAGCCACUGUUCUGUUCGCUUCUCCCCCCUGGGGCGGGGUGAGCUACCGCGGGCACGAUAUUUUUGACCUCAGCACCAUGGAACCGUACAACAUCAAGACGCUCCACGAUGCGUGCCAGCCAAUGGAACACGCCCUGUAUCUCCCGCGGACGAGCGACCUUCGGCAGAUCGCUGAGCUGGCGCCAGCCGGGGAGAAGAUCGAGGUGGUGCAGUACUGCAUGGAGGGCGCCAGUAAAGCCAUGGUGGCCUAUAUAGCCGGCCAGCCAAUACAAAAUGGAAACAGCAAGCCAUACUCGUGA